GGGAGCUGCGAGGGCCGCGGGCUGGGAAGGCUGCGUGGAAAGCUUUCCUGCGGGCUGGGAAGGCGCUGGUGAAGCGGCUCUGCAGAGUGGAAGGGAUGUCGCUUUCAGGUGUUCCUUUCCAUUCGGUGCCGCGGUUGAGCUAACGCAGGGAAAGCUCGGUGCCCUCAUAAAACACAACUGAUCUGUCACCUUUCCUCCAGGGCGAUCAUUGUCUGGCUGGCAAAUGGAGAGACAAUUCGUGUCUAUAAAAUGACGAAGAAGGACGACGGCAACUUCACCUUCAUUGCUUCUUCUGAGGACUUCCCAAAGAAGCACAAAGCUCCUGUCAUUAACAUAGGAGUUGCAGAAACAGGAAAGUUUAUCAUGACAGCUUCCAGUGACACCACCAUCCUGAUCUGGAACCCGAAGGGUGAAGUCCUUGCCAGCAUUAACACUAACCAGAUGAACAAUGCCUAUGCUGCUGUGUCACCCUGUGGGAGGUUUGUAGCAUCAUGUGGCUUUACUCCUGAUGUAAAGGUUUGGGAAGUGUGUUUUGGCAAGAGUGGAGACUUCCGGGAAGUGACCAGGGCUUUUGAGCUGAAAGGCCACACUGCUGGUGUAUAUUCCUUCUCCUUCUCUAAUGACUCGAGGCGGAUGGCAACCGUUUCCAAGGACGGGACGUGGAAAUUCUGGGACACAGACGUGGAAUACAAGAAGCAGCAGGACCCGUACCUGCUGCUGACCGGGAGGUGCGAGGUGUCGGAGCCGUGCCGCAUCGCGCUGUCCCCCGACGCUCGCGUGGUGGCCAUCUCCUGCGGCACGACCAUCGCCGUGUACAACACGCGCCGAGGGGAGGAGGAGGAGCGCUUUGUCGGCGUUCAUGGACAGCACAUAGCAGACUUGGCUUUUGACACCACCGGCCGCUUCCUGGUGUCCUGCGGCGACCGGGCCAUCCGCGUGUUCCACAACACCCCCGGCUUCCGUGCCGUGGUGGAGGAGAUGGAGACCAUGCUGAGGAAAACCACCACCAAAGCCACCCGGGAGCGGCUGGAGCAGCAGAUCGCCGGUGCCAGGAAAGCGCUGGCUGCCAUCUGCGGCAGGAAGCAAUAGCGGCUCCGUGCGGUAGCGGCGCGCUGGGUUUGACCGAUAAAACAGCGAACAGAUUGCAAUAAAAGAGCGCUCACGGCU
This is a messenger RNA of Centrocercus urophasianus (Greater sage-grouse), 1167 nucleotides long. It is a transcript of the gene TBL2, whose product is annotated as transducin beta like 2. Lineage: Eukaryota; Metazoa; Chordata; Aves; Galliformes; Phasianidae. Gene Ontology annotation, cellular component: endoplasmic reticulum. The record is from RefSeq and is a predicted model, not a curated record. The transcript has 5 exons. Gene Ontology annotation, molecular function: protein binding. Gene Ontology annotation, biological process: endoplasmic reticulum unfolded protein response. The coding region runs from base 250 to 1089 and encodes 279 amino acids.